AUGCGGCCACUGCGGCCCGGAAGGGGCGGGAUGGACCCGGCCCGGCCGUGAGGGACCCCGGGGGCCGCGAGGGACCGCCUGGACUGGGGCAAGGUCGCCAUGGAGUCGUGGCAGCUCCGCUUUGAGACUCUGGAGGCCCUGCGCCUCUCCAGCAAGGGCCGACUGAGCUACUGCAGCCGCUGGCAGGAGGAUGAGGCUGCCUUGGAAGGAUGUGUGGCUCCCGUUGAGCUCUCCCCUUACUGCGGCUGGGUGCUGGACAGCCUUAGUGGGCAAUUAGCCCAAGAAAUCACACCCACCGGAACUUCAACGCCCAAACAAUCCACUCCCCUCCGAAAACGGGCGUCUGCGGAGAAGAUCCCGCCUGGCAGCCACCGGAGCUUUUCACCACCUUCAUCUACAGAGCCCAGUGAGACCAAGGAAAACGAUCAUCUUAGUCCCCUGGAAAUAAAUCAAGAAGUUGUUCCAGCAGUUCUGUCAUCUAAAGUUGCAAAAGUCGAAGGCUGCAUUCGGAUGUACGAGGAGAUGCACAGGCUGAAAGCAAAAGAGAGGCUGAGACAGCGGCAGGAGGAGCAGGAGCAGAUGGUGAGGGCAGCCUAUGCCCAGGCCAGUGAGCAGCUGAAGCGCUUUGAUGAACUGAGGGAGCUAAAGCGGCACCAGGAAUUCCAAGAGUUGCAAGAAGUAAUGGAGAAGAGUUCAAAGGAGGCUCAGGGGCAGCAAGAGAAGUUGAAGGAAGAACACCGACAUAGAGCAAAGAUACUGAACCUAAAAUUGCGUGAGGCAGAGCAGCAGAGGCAGCGCCAGGAAGAGCUGGAACGUUUGCGGAAGGAAGAGGGCCAGGAGAGACUGCGUCGCCUUUAUUCCAUCCAGGAGGAACUGCUGCAGCUGAACCAGCAGAUUGAUCCCAACUACAGGCACAAAGACUUGCCCAGAAUCGAUCUGUCUGCGUACAGCAAUCGUGGCAACCAGAUCUGUGGACUGGUGUCAGGGCUCAUCCGCACCACGAGCGAGAGAGGGUUUCCUACUCAAGCAGAUGUGGCCAGCACUGAACGAGCCCUGCAGGAGAUGCGAGGGUUGAUAUCCAGCAUGCAGCAGGAAAUCGCUGCAGCUCUGGAAGAAAAAAAGAGGAAAGAUGAAGAGGAAGAGAAACAAAAGCAGAAAGAAUUAGAGAAAAAAGAGCAAAUGAAGAGUCAGAUUCCUGCCCCUGCACAGCAGUCGGGAGGAAAGCAGCAGAAGGAAGGACUUCAAGUUAAAACAGAAGAAAGUAUCAUGCAGUGGUACCAGCAGCUUCAGGAUGCUGCUGAGCAAUGUGUUGCUGCUUUCAGUGAAAUUGGAAACUGCAAAGGCAACACUGAGGUGAAGAAGAUAAAAACAAACUUGCAGAAAGCAGCUACAAUCCCUGUGAGCCAGAUCUCUAGCAUAUCAGGCUCUAAGCUGAGAGAGGUGUUUGACAAGAUCAAUAACCUGCUGUCUGGGAAGCCUGUUCAGACUGAAGGGCAAACGGUGUCAGUGACUCAGCAUCCACAGGGGCUGGAGUUUGUUUGUUACAAACUUGCAGAAAAGUUUGUGAAACAUGGGGAAGGAGAAGUAUCUUUUCACCGUGAUUCAGCUUUCCCAAUUGCUGUGGUGCUCUCAGGAAUCUGGGAAUUACAUCCUCGAGUUGGAGACAUCUUUUUAGCUCAUCUGCACAAAAAGUGCCCAUAUUCUGUGCCAUUUUACCCUGCUCGGAAAGAAGGGACUUCUAUGGAAGAAUAUCAGAGGAUGCUUGGAUAUGAAGUUCAUGAUUCUAAGGUGGAAGAACAAGAUCAUUUUCUUAAAAGGAUGUCAGGAAUGAUUCGUCUCUAUGCUGCCAUCAUUCAACUCCGGUGGCCUUAUGGAAACAAACAAGGAGCACAUCCUCAUGGUCUGAGCUAUGGUUGGCGCUGGCUUGCACAGAUGUUGAAUCUGGAGCCUCUGGCAGAUGUGACAGCUAUGCUGCUUUUGGAUUUCCUGGAAGUGUGUGGCAAUGCUCUGAUGAGGCAGUAUGGGAUUCAGUUCUGGAAAACAAUGUUCUUUAUCCAGAAAUCCUAUAUUCCAAGAAUUGAAGCUGUGACCAGCUCUGGCCAGAUGGGCUGUUUGUCACGUUUGAAGAAUUUCGUGCAGAAAUGUCUACAGGCAGAGGAAAUUCCAUUACCAAAGGGCAUUCUGACACCUUCCUUUUGGAGAACAUAAAUCGAUCAACCUUUCUUGGAUGGGGAGCCCCUGGACACAGUUUAGAAGAAUGAGAAUAAAAUAUUCUAUCAACCUUAACGUUUAAUUCAAGAAGAUUUAUUUGUUAAACUUGGAAGUUAAUCUUUGCAUUAGAUCUUUAUAAGUUCUUUUAUAAUAAAUUACUGAAAAUUCAAGACUUUUCCUUCAUAUGUUUAAACACGAGGAAGAUGCCUUAAAUCCAUUGUCCUGAUGGCUCCGGAGGUUAAGGACUCUUGGACUGAAAAAUUGCACAGUGCUCUUCAGCUUGUGGAAGUGAAAAUACCUCACAGCUUUAUGAACUUUUAACAGUGUAAUCGAUCUCAAACUUACUGCUAGAACUUUAUUUUUGUAUUUCUUACAUCUGUCUUUUAUAAUUCAACUGUAAUGAUGCUGAUGGACUUGUUUGUCUCAACAUCAUCUAAAAACUAUGGUGAGGCUAGUAAAGGCUGAACCACGCUGACACUUGUCUCCUUUGGAUGUAACUUCACUCUGAAAGGCAGGACUCUGAGUUGAAGGGAGGUAGACUUACUGCUCCAAAAGGUUUGUGGGGGAACAAGAGCUCCUGUAGCAAUAAAAGAUCUAUGAUUUUUUUCUGUUGGAGAGGGGUGGUCGGGAAAAUCCACAGCUCGUUGGUGAAUACAGGAGAUGGGAAAUUUGUUGGAUUUACAGUGAGCUGUCCUUGAACUGUUUUUUCUUGAAGAUGAGAAAAUUCACUUUUAAGUUCUACAAGGUAGUCAAUUAUCCUGGUAAUACACUGUUGCAAGUUGAAAAUGUUAUUUUUACCAGACUGGGGUUUGUUUUCGUAGAGGCACAGCGAUUUGAAGCUGUAGAAUGUGGAGUUGAGGCCAUAUGAGAAUAUGAAUUUGAUUUUCUAUGUAGUUCUUGAGAUUUCUGAGAAGAGGUUGUAACAUGUGCUUUGGAAUUCAGGCCUGUAAAACCCUUAAUGUUGGCUUUAAAAUGGUCUAGUACCUAAGUUAAAUUUGUAUUUGGUUUAUGUAUUUUGUAAACUGAUUCUGGAAUUCUUUAGACUACUGUUACCUUGUGAUUGUUCUGGGAAAUUGGAAAUAUCCUCCUGGUAUCCUUUUUGCCAGAUAACUCUGAAGCAAUGCAACUUCCAUUAGUAUACUUGAAAGUGUACAAGGUUUUUUAAUACUGAGUGGAGAUGUUUUAAUUAUAUAUUGCAUAUCCAUAAUUACGGUGGAGAUUCACUUUGGCAAGACAGUAAUUGGUCCUGUCUGUUAGAAACAAUUGUCUGUCUGUGCCAAACUCAAGGAGGAAUUUGAUGAUGUACUUGUGAAAUACAAUCCUUUUCUUCUUUUUUUGCUGACAGCUACUAAGGGUUUCUAACAUUUGUGGCAUAAAUAAAAGUAUAUAUUUUUAUAAAAAACAA
Messenger RNA from Corvus hawaiiensis (hawaiian crow), 3616 nucleotides. It is a transcript of the gene GLE1, whose product is annotated as GLE1 RNA export mediator. Gene Ontology annotation, biological process: poly(A)+ mRNA export from nucleus; regulation of translational initiation; regulation of translational termination. NCBI's taxonomy places the organism in Eukaryota, Metazoa, Chordata, Aves, Passeriformes, Corvidae. The transcript has 17 exons. Gene Ontology annotation, cellular component: nuclear pore; cytoplasm; nuclear pore cytoplasmic filaments. The record is from RefSeq and is a predicted model, not a curated record. Bases 100 to 2208 code for a protein of 702 amino acids. Gene Ontology annotation, molecular function: translation initiation factor binding; inositol hexakisphosphate binding; phospholipid binding.